AUGGGCUGCACCGUGAGCCUGGUGUGCUGUGAGGCUCUGGAGCCCGGGCCCCCCUGCGGCCCUCAGCCCCCCGGGAGUCCCCCGGCCGCAGAGCCCGCUCAGUGCUGGGAGCCCGGGGACCCGGGCCGCGCGCACAGGAGGCAGCUGCUGCUUCAGCCAGAGGAUCUGGAGGCCCCCAAGACCCACCACUUCAAGGUGAAGACUUUCAAGAAGGUGAAGCCCUGUGGUAUCUGCCGACAGGCCAUCACCCGGGAGGGCUGUACCUGCAAAGUCUGCAGCUUCUCCUGUCAUCGGAAAUGCCAGGCCAAGGUGGCUGCCCCCUGCAUUCCUCCGUCCAACCAUGAGCUGGUGCCCAUCACCACUGAGAGUGCCCUAAAGAAUGUAGUGGACACGGGAGAAGGAGCCUCCCGGGGUGGAAAUUCACGGAAAAGUCUGGAAGAAGAGGGCUCCACUAGAGUCACCCCGAGUAUCCAGCCCCAUCUGCAGCCUGUCAGUCCCCCUAGAAACCUGAGUGUGAGCCGGACCAUGGAGGACAGCUGUGAGCUGGACCUGGUGUACGUCACAGAGAGGAUCAUUGCUGUGUCCUUCCCCAGCACAGCCAAUGAGGAGAACUUCCGGAACAACCUCCGGGAGGUGGCCCAGAUGCUCAAGUCCAAACAUGGAGGCAGCUACCUGCUGUUCAAUCUCUCUGAGCGAAGACCUGACAUCACAAAGCUCCAUUCCAAGGUACUGGAAUUUGGCUGGCCUGACCUACAUACCCCAGCCCUCGAGAAGAUCUGCAGCAUCUGCAAGGCCAUGGACACCUGGCUCAACUCAGACCCGCACAACGUCGUCGUGCUACACAACAAGGGAAACCAAGGCAGGAUAGGGGUGGUCAUCGCGGCUUACAUGCACUACAGCAACAUUUCUGCCAGUGCUGACCAAGCUCUGGAUCGGUUUGCAAUGAAGCGGUUCUAUGAGGAUAAGAUCAUACCCAUUGGGCAGCCAUCUCAGAGAAGGUAUGUGCAUUACUUCAGCGGCCUGCUCUCUGGCUCCAUCAAAAUGAACAACAAGCCCUUGUUUCUGCACCAUGUGAUCAUGCACGGCAUCCCCAACUUUGAGUCCAAAGGAGGGUGUCGGCCUUUUCUCCGCAUCUACCAGGCCAUGCAGCCUGUGUACACGUCUGGCAUCUACAACAUCCCGGGGGACAGCCAGACGAGCAUCUGCAUCACCAUUGAGCCAGGACUGCUCCUGAAGGGAGACAUCUUGCUGAAGUGCUACCACAAGAAGUUCCGGAGCCCCGCCCGAGAUGUCAUCUUCCGUGUGCAGUUCCAUACCUGUGCCAUCCAUGACCUGGGGGUUGUCUUUGGGAAGGAGGACCUCGAUGAGGCCUUCAAAGAUGACCGAUUUCCAGAAUAUGGCAAAGUAGAGUUCGUGUUUUCUUACGGGCCAGAGAAAAUUCAAGGCAUGGAGCACCUGGAGAAUGGGCCGAGUGUGUCUGUGGAUUACAACACCUCCGACCCCCUCAUCCGCUGGGAUUCCUACGACAACAUCAGUGGACAUCGGGAAGAUGGCAUGGAGGAGGUGGUGGGGCACACCCAGGGGCCACUGGACGGGAGUCUGUACGCCAAGGUGAAGAAGAAGGACUCCCUGAACGGCAGCACCGGGGCCGUCAACGCCGCGCGUCCUGUCCUGUCGGCCACCCCCAACCACGUGGAGCACACGCUUUCCGUGAGCAGUGACUCGGGCAACUCCACAGCCUCCACCAAGACCGACAAGACCGAUGAGCCUGUCCCCGGGGCCUCCGGUGCCCCCGCUGCCCUGAGUCCCGAGGAGAAGCGGGAGCUGGAUCGCCUGCUCAGCGGCUUUGGCCUAGAGCGAGAGAAGCCGGGCGCCAUGUACCGCGCACAGCACCUCAGGUCCCGCCUGGCCGCCGGCCCAGCUGUGUCUCCCUCGGGCCGUCACGUUGUCCCAGCCCAGGUCCAUGUCAACGGCGGGGCCUUGGCCUCUGAGCGGGAGACAGACAUCCUGGAUGAUGAGCUGCCCAACCAGGAUGGGCACAGCGUGGGCAGCAUGGGCACGCUGUCCUCUCUGGACGGGAUCACCAACACCAGCGAGGGGGGCUACCCAGAAGCCCUGCCCCCACUAACCAACGGCCUGGACAAGGCCCACCCUGGGGAACCUCUGGUCAAUGGCGGGGGCUACCCCUAUGAGAACGCCAGCCGGGCAGUGCCCGCCCAUGCUGGCCACGUGGCCCCCAUGCGACCCUCCUACUCGGCGCAGGAGGGCUUAGCUGGCUACCAGCGGGAGGGGCCCCACCCGGUCUGGCCCCAGGCAGUGACCACCUCCCACUACGGCCAUGACCCCAGCGGCAUGUUCCGCUCUCAGUCCUUCCCCGAUGCCGAGCCCCAGCUGCCCCCAGCUCCAGCCCGCGGGGGCAGCAGCCGGGAGGCCGUGCAGAGGGGGCUGAAUUCAUGGCAGCAGCAGCAGCAGCCGCAGCCUCGCCAACCUCCUCGCCAGCAGGAAAGAGCCCAGUUGGAGAGCCUUGCGACCGGCAGGCCCAGCCCCCAGCCGCUGGCAGAGCCCCCCGCCUCUGCUCUCCCAGAAUUCCCCAGGGCGGCCUCUCACCAGGAGAUUGAGCAGUCCAUCGAAGCGCUCAACAUGCUCAUGCUGGACCUUGAGCCAGUCUCGGCCGCCGCCCCCCUGCACAAGUCCCAGAGUGUCCCCGGUGCCUGGCCAGGGGCUUCCCCACUCUCCUCCCAACCCCUCUCGGGCUCUUCCCGCCAGUCUCAUCCACUGACCCAGUCCAGAUCUGGCUCCAUCCCCGGUGGGCACUCCCUGGGAACCCCCGAGCUGGCCCCUCCCGGCAGGUCUUACUCACCUUACGAUUAUCAGUCGGGUCCAGCUGCGUCCAACCAGGGUUUCCGUCCAAAGAGCCCAGCCUCCUCAUCCUUCCUUCCAACCGCCCAUGGCCCCCCAGGGCCUCAGCAGCCCCCAGCCUCUCUCCCUGGCCUCACCACGCAGCCUCAGCUCCCACCAAAGGAAGUGGCCUCAGAGCCCUCCCGAACCCCAGAGGAGGAGCCACUGAACCUGGAAGGGCUGGUGGCCCACCGAAUAGCAGGGGUGCAGGCUCGGGAGAGGCAGCCUGCGGAGCCCCCAGCCCCACUCCGGAGGCGGGCGGCCAGCGAUGGACAGUAUGAGAACCAUUCUCCUGAAGCCACAUCCCCCCGUAGCCCUGGGGUUCGCUCCCCUGUCCAGUGCGUCUCCCCUGAGCUGGCUCUCACCAUCGCCCUCAAUCCUGGAGGGCGCCCCAAAGAGCCCCACCUGCACAGCUACAAGGAGGCCUUCGAGGAGAUGGAGGGGACCUCUCCAACCAGCCCGCCGUCCGGUGGGGUGCGCUCCCCUCCAGGUCUGGCCAAGACACCCCUAUCUGCUCUGGGCCUGAAACCCCACAACCCAGCGGACAUCUUGUUGCACCCCACAGGCGCCACCAGGCGACUCGUCCAGCCAGAGGAAGAUGAGGGGAGAGAGCUGGCUAAGCUUCCAGAAGAAGCUCGGAGCUACGUGGAGUCUGUGGCACGGACGGCAGUGGCUGGGCCCCGACCUCAGGAUGCUGAACCCAAGAGCUUCAGUGCCCCAGCUGCCCAGGCCUAUGGCCACGAGACGCCCCUGAGGAAUGGGACCCUGGGCAGCUCCUUUGUCUCCCCCAGCCCUCUGUCCACCAGCAGCCCCAUCCUCAGCGCCGACAGCACUUCAGUGGGGAGUUUCCCAUCAGGGGAGAGCAGCGACCAGGGCCCGCGGACACCCACCCAGCCCUUGUUGGAUUCCAGCUUCCGCUCCGGCAUCCUGGGGCAGCCCAGCCCUGUGGCCCAGAGAAGUUACCAGAGCUCUUCUCCUCUCCCGACCGUGGGCAGCAACUACAGCAGCCCCGACUCCUCACUUCAGCAAUUCAGCCCCGCAGAAAGCCAGCCCCGCUCUCAGUUCAGUGUGGCCAGUGUCCACACGGUGCCCGGGAGCCCUCAGGCCCGCCACAGGACAGUGGGCACCAACACGCCCCCUAGUCCUGGCUUCGGCCGGCGGGCCGUCAACCCCAGCAUGGCUGCUCCUGGCAGUCCCAGUUUGAGCCACCGCCAGGUCAUGGGUCCACCUGGCCCUGGUUUCCAUGGCAACACCGUUUCCAGCCACCAAAGCAGUGCGGCCACCACCCCAGGGAGCCCCAGCCUGGGCCGGCACCCCGGGGCCCACCAAGGCAACCUGACCCCCAGUCUCCAUGGCAACGCAGUGGCCAGCCCUGGCAGCCCCAGCCUGGGCCGUCACCUGGGAGGGUCUGGAUCCAUGGUUCCUGGCAGCCCCAGCUUGGACCGGCACGUGGCCUACGGUGGCUACUCCACCCCUGAGGACCGGAGGCCCGCGCUGUCCCGACAGAGCAGCGCUUCCGGCUACCAGCCCCCGUCCACACCCUCCUUCCCUCUCUCCCCUGCCUACUACCCGGGCCUGAGCAGCCCCACCACCUCCCCCUCCCCGGAUUCUGCGGCCUUCCGGCAGGGGAGCCCCACACCGGCCCUGCCAGAGAAGCGGAGGAUGUCCGUGGGCGACCGGGCAGGCAGCCUCCCCAACUACGCCACCAUCAACGGGAAGGUGUCCUCCUCGCCGGUGGCCAGUGGCAUGUCCAGUCCCAGUGGGGGCAGCACUGUCUCCUUCUCCCACACGCUGCCCGACUUCUCCAAGUACUCCAUGCCAGACAACAGUCCUGAGACCCGGGCUAAAGUGAAAUUUGUCCAGGACACUUCCAAGUAUUGGUACAAGCCUGAGAUCUCCAGAGAGCAAGCCAUCGCACUCCUUAAGGAUCAGGAGCCAGGGGCCUUCGUCAUCCGUGACAGCCACUCCUUCCGGGGGGCCUAUGGGCUGGCCAUGAAGGUGUCUUCGCCCCCUCCGACCAUCACGCAGCAGAAUAAGAAAGGAGAUCUGGCCCAUGAGUUGGUGAGACAUUUCCUAAUCGAGACCGGCCCCAGAGGAGUCAAGCUCAAGGGCUGCCCCAAUGAGCCGAACUUUGGCUCCCUGUCCGCCCUGGUGUACCAGCACUCCAUCAUCCCUCUGGCUCUGCCCUGCAAGCUCGUCAUUCCAAACCGAGACCCCACAGAUGAAUCGAGAGAUAGCUCGGGCCCUGCCAACUCGACUUCUGACCUGCUGAAGCAAGGAGCAGCCUGUAAUGUACUCUUCGUCAAUUCCGUGGAUAUGGAGUCACUCACUGGGCCGCAGGCCAUCUCCAAAGCCACAUCUGAGACGUUGGCUGCCGACCCCACCCCAGCUGCCACUAUCGUUCACUUCAAGGUCUCUGCGCAGGGAAUCACACUGACUGACAACCAGAGAAAGCUCUUCUUCCGAAGACACUACCCCCUCAACACUGUCACCUUCUGUGACCUGGAUCCACAGGAAAGAAAGUGGAUGAAGACAGAGGGAGGUGCUCCUGCUAAGCUCUUUGGCUUCGUGGCCCGGAAGCAGGGCAGCACCACAGACAACGCCUGCCACCUCUUUGCCGAGCUCGACCCCAAGCAGCCUGCCUCGGCCAUUGUCAACUUUGUCUCCAAGGUCAUGCAGAGCACCGGCCAGAAGAGAUGA
This is a messenger RNA of Marmota flaviventris (yellow-bellied marmot), 5598 nucleotides long. The record is from RefSeq and is a predicted model, not a curated record. NCBI's taxonomy places the organism in Eukaryota, Metazoa, Chordata, Mammalia, Rodentia, Sciuridae.